AUGGCUAACUCAUUCUAUGAUGUACUUCUUGUGGACCACAAUGCGACUUUGGAUGAGAUCAAGUUGGCCUUCAAGCGGCGAGCGUUACAAGUUCAUCCAGACAAAGGUGGCAGCAAGGAGGCCUUUCAUUUGGUUUACCAAGCCCUUGAGACUUUAGCUGACCCCGAGGCACGCAAGACCUAUGACCAUUCCCUGUCCAGCCAACCCGUCCACCCACGCCAAGCCGCACCCAGCGGCCGAAGAUCUUCGGCCAAGAAGCGCUGCCACAAAGCUGCAAAACCCACCAGGCCACCUGCAGGCACUGCAGCUCCAAGAGGAAGCUGCAACUUUGGGCAGGUGCAGAAGCUGUUGGUCAAGAUCCAUCAUCUGUUGAAGGAGUUACCUCGGAAUCUGCGCAGCACCGUCCUCAGCCGAGAUUUCUCGCAGAAGCAGCGAUUGAUGCUGGAGAAGUGGAUGGUGGAGACGGGCCCUCCCAGGGCCUUUCCUGGACUGCAGCCUCCAAAUUUGGCCAAGGAGCAGUUUCCACAACAAAUGGAACAGAAGGAGGCCAUAGCAGACAGAGAUGAAAAGGACGUGAUGGAGGAGCUUGCAAUGCUUUGGCAUUGCUUCCCCAUUCAUCCAGCUUCUCUCCGGCGGAAGAAGAGAGACGCAAAGGGUGGCAGUGUGAGAGGGAUGGUUGGCUGUGUCAAAAAUUUCAAGUCUUCCUACCGGGCUUGUAUUUGCUUUGAUGCCAUUGAAAUAUAUACCGGUCAAUGCGAUUUGCCCACGGCCCUGGAGUAUUUGGUGAUCCUCACUGCUGUGAAGCAGAAGGUGCUGCAGUCCAGGCAGACAGCUGUGGAAGAGAGCCUGCAGCAGGCUUUAAGCUCAUCCGCGCGAGAGCACGGGAGGGAUGCUUCGGAACUUGGACUUCGCUUCGCCGUGGUUCAAGGGGCCGGAAUCUUCAUCGGAUCCGACAGCCAGGUGCGUUCGCCGUGUGUUCGCGAUGUGAAAGAUUUCGUGAAGAUUCGUAGGUGCUUGGACCCUUUCCGUGCAUACGCAAAGAAAACUGGAAAGGCGGCAGCAUCUACUGGUUUCACAGCCCUGCCGAUCUCCAAGAUGCCUGGGAGCAAUUUCAAAGGGCCGUUUCAGAAGCUUGGCAGGCUGCAGAAAAUCCGGACUCUUUACAAGGCAAACGCCAGUUUUCGUGAGAAACACCUGCAGAGUUGGGAGCGGCAGCAUAUGGCCAUGCAGGACGAGAACAAGCAUCGGCCUCAGAGAUUGCGUGCGGGAAGUGGUGCUGCGAAGAUGCUACUAUCUUGGGAACGGCGGCACAUGGCCAUCAAUGACCAGAACAAACAUAAGCCUCAAAGGUUCCGAAACCAUGGCCGUAAGAAGCCUGAGAAAAAAGAUAUUUUGACCGACAAGCUGUUAGUCUUAAAAACACUUCUCACGAAAUGGGACCGCUUGUUGCAAAAGGAGGCCUCUCUGGUUGAGCAGGCGCGCCGCAAACGUCUAUGGCAACAGAAGAAGGAACAGCAGGCAGCCCAACAACGAGAUGCACUCAAAAAGAGGCAACUUCAAAAGGAAGAACGUUUGAAGAGAGAAAGUAUUCGAAAGAGAAUGAGGUCCGAUUGCACGAUGGAUGACAUUCUCGGUAAGAAAGCUGCUGCCCUGGGUGCAGGUUGCCCAUCAUGCCAUGACAAGUCCCCAAAUUGUUGUGAAGUUGGUGCUGAGGUGAUAAAUGCCCAGAUGACCGUGCACUUGGUGCAGGUGCUUCCAGCUCAACACGACAAGGAAGCCUCGGCCAUGGAGCUGGCUAUGGCUGGUGCAGAGGCGAUGGGUGCUGCGCUGAAGCAGAUGCUUGGAUCUGAUUUAUCAUCACUUUCCCCCAUGAAAAUGGCCGCUAUGGGACAAAAUAGGAGAGAUGUAGCUUUCGCCGUCGUCACAGAGCAUGGUCCCCAUGCAAUGGAGCAGGUUCUGACAGUAAGGAACCUUGCAAAGAAGAAGAAAAAUGGGCGAAUUUGUGACUCCAUGGGUGCCAUGGGUCUACAAUUCUUGCCGAGGUGUGUGCUCAUCGACCCACGGCGCGCAGGAGUUACUGCUAGUUCCAAGGGGACCCUGUCCACCUGA
Molecule: messenger RNA, 2109 nt
Organism: Cladocopium goreaui
Lineage: Eukaryota; Dinophyceae; Suessiales; Symbiodiniaceae
Source: the annotation of a GenBank genome assembly